UGUGGAAAACGCGCCUGCGCGAGGGGUUUAAAGUGGAAGCUGACAUGGCGGACGGAGAGUGAGGCUUUCGCGGUGGCUACCAGACUCCUGUCAACUGUCCGGUUUUUCUGAAGUACACUAGGGUCGAGAAGAAAUAACGUACAAAAUGUCUCGACACAGAAAUGUCCGCGCUUAUAACUACGACGAAGACUUUGAAGAUGACGAUGUAUACGGACACUCUGUGGACGAUGACUACUGUAUAUCACCGGCUACAGCUGCCCAGUUCAUCUACUCUCGGCAUGACAAGCAGGCAAGCUGUGUAGAAACCCUAGAGGAGGAAGAGUAUGAGGCUGAGGAGGAGACACCCAUGUCACCCAGCAUGAGUCACAACCUCAAUCCCCUGGACCAAGGGAGGUUGUACUCAUGCCUGGAUCAGAUGCGCACAGUCCUAGGGGACUCCACCCCAGAGUCAGUCCUCGUUCAAGCUGCUCUCAAAGUGGACUUUGACCCACAGCGUGCCCUUGACCUGGUGCUGUCUGAUGAAGGAAAAGACCCUGUCGUCCCACGGAACCAACCAGAAGUACCGUCUCCUGCUUCAAAGCCUGACCGAGACGCCUUAUUCUCUUCAUUACAGACUGAACCCCUUCAGCAAAAACAAACGUUCAAUAAACCUGCCCAGCCCUCCGGGGACAUUUAUAGUCUUAGUCAGCUCUUAGCACAGCCUGACAUGAAGCCAGGUCUUCAGCAGAGCACAGCUUCCCAAAGAGAAUCCCAGGGUAGAGCACGAGAGCCCCAGGGAAGUAAGCUGGAUGCCGAGGUUCUCCCCAAAGUGGCCCGCAUGACUGUGUCCGGCAAAAAGCAAACCAUGGGCUUUGACGUCCCAAACCCCGAGGAUACUGGUGGCCCUUUGUCAUUCGUAAGCAAGGGCAUGGUGGCUGAGGACAGCCCUGGCUUGGCGUCCCCCGACACCCCAGUUAAAACGGCACCCCCCUCAGCCUCGGCGGCGGGUGAGGAGCCCACUGUGCCCACGCCCAGCAAGACCCCUGGCAAGGCCAAGCAGCAGUUGAACGUGAAGGCGGAGCUGGAGAAGCGCCAAGGCGGGAAGCCACUGCUCAACCUGGUAGUCAUUGGUCAUGUGGACGCGGGCAAGAGCACUCUAAUGGGCCACCUGCUCUACCUCUUGGGCAAUGUCAACAAGCGAACCAUGCAUAAGUACGAGCAGGAGUCCAAAAAGGCCGGUAAGGCCUCAUUCGCCUAUGCCUGGGUCCUGGACGAGACGGGGGAAGAGCGCGACAGGGGCGUGACCAUGGAUGUGGGCAUUACUAAGUUUGAAACCCAAACGAAGGUGAUCACCCUCAUGGAUGCCCCCGGCCACAAGGACUUCAUUCCCAACAUGAUCACUGGAGCAGCACAGGCGGAUGUGGCACUUUUGGUGGUGGACGCCAGCCGUGGGGAGUUCGAGGCUGGCUUUGAAGCGGGCGGCCAGACACGGGAGCACGGCCUGCUGGUACGCUCACUCGGGGUCACCCAGCUGGCCGUGGCUGUCAAUAAAAUGGACCAGGUGACCUGGCAGCAAGAGCGCUUCCAGGAGAUUGUUACCAAGCUUGGGCACUUCCUGAAGCAGGCAGGCUUCAAGGACUCGGACGUGUCCUACAUCCCCACCAGCGGCCUGUCUGGGGAGAACAUGUCGGUGAGGAGCACACUGCCCCAGCUCACGGCCUGGUACCAGGGGCCCUGUCUUCUGGAGCAGAUCGAUGCCUUCCGGCCACCCCCACGCUCCGUGGAGAAGCCUUUCCGGCUCUGUGUCUCGGACGUUUUCAAAGAUCAGGGCUCCGGCUUCUGCGUCACCGGCAAGGUGGAGGCCGGUUACGUCCAGGCUGGCGACCGUGUUCUGGUGAUGCCUCCCAACGAGACCUGCACCGUGAAGGGUAUUGCUCUGCAUGAGGAGCCAAUCGAAUGGGCGGCCGCCGGGGAUCAUGUCAGCCUUACCGUGACUGGCAUGGAUAUCAUCAAAAUCAAUAUGGGCUGUGUCUUCUGUGACCUCAAGGAACCGAUCAGAGCCUGCUCCCGAUUCCGAGCCAGAAUCCUGCUCUUCAAUAUUGCGGUCCCCGUUACCCAAGGGUUUCCUGUGCUACUGCACUACCAGACGGUCAGUGAGCCGGCUACUAUCAGGAAACUUGUGAGCGUCCUUCACAAAAGCAGUGGGGAAGUCCUCAAGAAGAAACCAAAAUGCCUUAACAAGGGGCAGAAUGCUGUAGUGGAGAUACAGACCCAGAGACCUGUGGCACUUGAGCUCUACAAGGACUUCAAGGAACUGGGUCGCUUCAUGUUGCGCUACGUUGGGUCCACAAUAGCUGCAGGGGUUGUGACCGAGAUCAAAGAGUGAAGAUCAGUUUCCAUCUCAAAAGAUACUGAUGGAUUGCAGGAAAGUGCUGCACCUUUAUCACAUCAGACUGGCAGAAAAGUUUCACCCAUUUUUUUCGUCUUAUGAAAAGACGUUUCGCAUGACAAAGGCUCCAGAGCGUAAAGAAAACCUUCAGGACAAGAACCUGCAGAAGGUCCCCUCAUCAUUCAGCUGAUCGGCCCGUGGUGUCUCCGCUGCUCCUGGACGGCACCGAUAGCGGUCAGCCUGCUGCUUCCAUUCCCCCUCAGACAAUAUAAAUAACAGCAACAACAUAACUGACAAUCCAGGGACUCUCAUAUGUAGCUUGAAAGUCAUAAUUUUGAGGUCAUUUUCAAAACCUAAUGUUACCUGCGUAAUCUGAAGCACAUGCAGAUGUAGGUUGAGUAUAUCUAUUUCAGCUGCACAUGAAAAACACUUGAAUUAAGAACUUCAAAGGCCAAGCUAGAACGAUAUCUGAAGGGGUUGGCUCUUCAAAUAGCAAUAUUAAAGUCUAGGAAUAAAUAUAAAUUAUUGCCAUUUUUGGCAUUCCAGCUGAACCUGUUUGUGAACAGGUUUGUUAAUGUUUUUUUUGGGAUGACUUGGCGAAUUCAGUCGUCUAGCUCUGUUAAUUUAACCAAAUAUGGUCAAUUAAAUAUGCCCAAAGAACUAAUAGCUAAGGACAUAGUUAAGUAGACCAUGUGUCUUCAAGGAUUUCAAUUCAGUGGUUUUCCAAUGAUAAAUGCUGUGAAAAUGAAUGCCUGAAGUGAACCAUGGUGAUGCUUCAUGUCCUGGACAGGAGUGGGGGUCACAAUUGUCGACCUUUCAUCACCCAGUCAGUCAGUCUUAAUGGUCCUGAUUUACAGUCCUUAACUUUUGUCUGAUGCCCACUGCAGCGGCAGGCUGCCCCACCAUUCCCAGCAUCCCGUAGUGCCAUAGGAAACAUAGACACCCAAGAACUGAAGGGGUUCUGCCAAGGAGACCAGUUUCAAUUAAAUUUGAUUUUAAACUAUCA
Brienomyrus brachyistius is the source of this 3374-nucleotide messenger RNA. RefSeq names its product HBS1-like translational GTPase (gene hbs1l). Gene Ontology annotation, biological process: translation. The coding region runs from base 146 to 2365 and encodes 739 amino acids. NCBI's taxonomy places the organism in Eukaryota, Metazoa, Chordata, Actinopteri, Osteoglossiformes, Mormyridae. Gene Ontology annotation, molecular function: GTP binding; GTPase activity. The transcript is spliced from 19 exons. The record is from RefSeq and is a predicted model, not a curated record.